This is a messenger RNA of Anopheles cruzii, 1646 nucleotides long. RefSeq names its product nibrin. Bases 65 to 1588 code for a protein of 507 amino acids. The transcript is spliced from 2 exons. Gene Ontology annotation, biological process: double-strand break repair via homologous recombination; mitotic G2 DNA damage checkpoint signaling. The record is from RefSeq and is a predicted model, not a curated record. Gene Ontology annotation, cellular component: Mre11 complex. NCBI's taxonomy places the organism in Eukaryota, Metazoa, Arthropoda, Insecta, Diptera, Culicidae. Gene Ontology annotation, molecular function: damaged DNA binding; protein binding.
GAAAUUCCUAUUGCAUUGUUUUGCUCGCCGUUGUGUAGUGCCCAUUAGAAUUGCUACGCUUUAAAUGUGGUACCUUACGAACGUAAAAUCAGGUUAUGUUUAUUACCUGGUUCAUACCGGCAAGCACACAGUGGGCUUGGCAUGCGCGGAUCUAGUGAUAAAGGACGAUGACUCCAUCAGCCGGAUUCAUGCCGUACUGAAGCCACAUGAAGAUGGGCUGAAUGUGACCGACAGUGAUUCCCAGUACGGCACUUACGUGAAUGGAAACAUUGCCAAGUUAGUGCAUAUUCCGAAAGAAACGGCCACAGCUCUCUCCCCGGGCGACACGGUACAAUUUGGACGCGGCGGAAGCGUGUGGACCGUCGGCUGGACAAUCUUUCGGUGCCUGAUUUCAAACUUCGAAUUGACGAACGAGCUCGCGAAUCUAAUGAGAAGGACUGGCAUCCGACUGGUGUCCUCCUAUUCUUGCGCCGUGACCCACUUAAUCACACCGACGUUAACCGUCGUCACGACGAAGUUGUUGCAGUGUCUGAUCGGUCAAGUAGCGAUCGUCACCCCGGAAUACUUCAAGGCAGUUGAACAGUCUAUAGAGAACGGAAAACAGCUGCCGAAUGCGAUCGACUACAAGCCGGAGUGUACUGAAGCGUACAUUAGAAGCGCACCGAACCUGAUCGAACCGAAUCCUUCACGCCGCCGGAUGUUCGCGGGAAAACAAUUCAUUUUCUUCUGUAUCACGCUGUUCAACCAGUACGAUGAUAUAAUCAAGCUAGCGGGCGGCCUUUGUUGCUGUGCUGUACGUGAAAAAGUCCUCAAAUCGCGCUGUCUCAAACCGAACGUCAUUGCGAUCAAAAGCAAACCAACAAAUGAGCCGCAGUUGCAAAACUACAACUUGUUCGACAGCUACAUUACAAUGAACGGGCGACGGAUGGUGCCGGACAGUGAAAUAUGGUUAGCAAUACUGUACGCUUCGAUAGAUAAGCUCUGCAAUCCGGAUUACAGCUUUGCGACGAACGUGAAAGUGUGCAAGCCGUACGGGCCAGCCGUAUGCAAGGCGAAGCUUCUGGCAUACAGUGCCGAAGAAACAGCUGCAAACUCCCAAGUACAAUCGGUAUACGCGACGAUCCCUACCAUUUUCGAGAUGCAGCCUGCGACUGGGUACGACGAAUCCUUGUACUACACCGCACCGUCAGGUUCCGCGACAUCGGAACCGAUGUUUUUACGGCGCUCGUUACGUAUCACACGACCACUCAGGAAACGGUUAGCCGAUUCGGAGCAGGUUGCUGACGACGCACCUAGUGUGCGCACCGAUGAUGGCACAGCCAGUGUAUCGCCGGAAUCGAAACGACCCGUGAAGAACUGCACUGCCAGCGUAAGCGAUUCGAAAUCGACGGUUAUGGCGAGUAGUGAACAUGGUCCAGCGACUGCCGAAAGUGGGGUGACCGUUCCCGAAACACCACCAUCGAUCGUUGACAAUGCAGAUCAAGGAUCAAGUCAACGACUAUCGGAAAACAACCAACAAAUGGAUACACGGCCCAGAAAUGAGGAACCGCAGAAUGGUGACCGGUUCACUUUUAACGACCAAGUAUAACUUUUAACCAUUCACUCAGCUUGAAUCUGUCCCAGUUAAUUUGUCAACAUCGUCAAUA